AUGAAAAAAGACAAGAAGCCAUGCGUGAUUGAGCCCGCCAAGAAGCUUUUAAUCCUUUCACCAACUCCAAAUACACCGGGAGUGGCACAACUUAUCUCAUUCUUCAUGAACAUCAAACAGAAUGCAGUGAAAUACACAGAUAAGGAUGGAGUAUACCAGCCAACAACAUCAAACUCCUCAGUUUCUAAUGGAAAGCUGGAGGGCCUUCUAAAAAGAAUGGACUGUUCAUUAUUCGCAUAUAUUUACACAAACAAGACAAACCAGCCGCGGUUGAUUAUAGGAAGAACCCACGAAUUCCAGAUAGUAGAGCUGGCGCAGUACAAAGUUGCCCACUCUCUUACUGACCUAAGCCUAUUGACAAACAGCCUGCACAUUCUGCUUGUGCAUAGGAACGGUUACAUUGACCCGCUUAAGCUAAAUUUGCUUAUGGACUUUCUACGAGACUCCCCGCCAAGUUCUGUUGGGCUGGGCAUAAUUAAGUAUGCAAUAGGAAUAGACCUGUUAGAGAAUACAAUCGGUUUAAACUUGUUUGAGAUAGAGGCAUCGCCAUUUAAACUUGUGCCGGUUGCAUCGCCAAUCACACUAGAAAUAGUUGAAGAGCACAGAAUGAACUUUAUGCAGCAGAAAGAAACAAGCAAACAGGUCAGGCAGACAGAAAAGAAGAUAAAAAACGUGGAAAAGGGCAUUUUAAACAGCACGCUUGGAGUUCUUCAUCUGGAAAAGCAAGAUCUACGAGAAAUACAGCUAAGCAAGGGGCGAGCCUUUAAAAAGAUAGGAAAGAAGUAAUUUUGUACUUUGUGUUAUAAAGCAUCGCGCAUACACG
Nematocida parisii ERTm1 is the source of this 823-nucleotide messenger RNA. RefSeq lists its product as uncharacterized. Gene Ontology annotation, biological process: maturation of LSU-rRNA from tricistronic rRNA transcript (SSU-rRNA, 5.8S rRNA, LSU-rRNA); ribosomal large subunit assembly. Gene Ontology annotation, molecular function: rRNA binding. The coding region runs from base 1 to 786 and encodes 261 amino acids. The record is from RefSeq and is a predicted model, not a curated record. The transcript has a single exon. Gene Ontology annotation, cellular component: nucleolus. Lineage: Eukaryota; Fungi; Microsporidia.